GAACUGUGGCGCCAAUAACACCCGUGAAUAUGGAGUUGAUCAAAGAAAUUGAGGAACUUGACAUGCUUGUUCGCGCACCGUCCACUGUGCUGUUCGCUGAUGCGGAUUCAGUUCAACAACUCAGUCGAAUGUACUGGGAAGAGCAGUGGUCGAGAUACCCGGAACUACGACCGCUGCAGACCGUCAAACAACCACAACAACGGUCCGGCUCAUUUCGAUCCACUUUCGCGUCACCAGCAAUCGCCAGAGAAAUCGGACAGAUGGUAGCCGAGUGGCGGGCGGAGGCACGUGAGAAAGUUUCCCGCAUGACAGACACUGAGCGCUUCCAAAUUCUAGCGGAUUUAGGAAUACCCGGCUAUGCAGAGCUCGCCGGUCGUGACGCGCCAUGUGCAGCCGCAGUACAAGGGAGUCAGCCCAGUGAUUCGAUGAAUUCACCGAUCCGGAUAUCGCCAAAGCAAUCCACACACCACCCGCCUUCAUCCACAACCGCACGUAAACGCAAAUCAUCGUUGCUUCUUCGUGGUGCUCGGUUUACAAAGCAAUCUCGCCUCUCCGGUUACUCUCGAUUCCAACGCAAGGCAUCCAAGCGGCGGAGUCUGAAAACAGUGGAACCAGUGAGGCCUUCUCCGGAUGAACAAAAAGCCGCAAGUCAGCUGGUGGAAGAUGAGAAAUACGAUGACGAAGAGGACCUGUAUGCAGACGAGGAGGAGGAGGAGGAAGAUCAAUUGACUGUGAUUGUUCGUCGUCAACGCGAGGUCUUCUCUGCUCGGGUCGCAGCUGGCCGACCGAGUAUCCGAAAUACCAGACCUCCCUCGACAGCGGCCAAUACAACGACAGCUACAACGGAGUACAAAUUGAGCGGUGCUAGUUCGGCCGCACUCGCGCGCGCCAUGCUGUCAAACAAGGUGCUUCGCGAGUGGAAGGCGUUGGCUCGAAAAGUGGUUUGUAAGGUUGCCCGACAGUGGAUUGCAACCAGGCGUGACAAGAUGAGUUUGGCCAAGCGUGCUGCCAGGGAUUGUGCUCGGCUGAUGCGACAACGAGCACUUGUUUCUCAAAAGUCUACCAGGGACGCUGUUUCCCGGGCUCAGCGGUUGGCUCGUGAGAUAUCUGCAAAUUGGCAUAGUUCCAUAGUGUCCGUCUCCAAUGGUAACGGUCCUUUGACGGUCAAUGGCGUGCAGAUGCCCUCCUCUACUCAACUUCUACGCUACGCCGAGCAUUAUUCAAGUAGCAAAACCGAUAACGGAACUGCUAGUGAGACUCCGUUUGUGGAAUCAGCAACAGCCGCUCGUCGGCGAGCCGAGAGAGCGGCUGCUGAACAGGGUCGAGCGGAUUUGGGACUGCUGGACGAGAGAGCGGCUGCUGAACAGCGUCGAGCCGAUUUGGAACUGCUGGAAGCUAGACGACAACAACGAAAGUUGAACUUUUUGAUAACACAGACGGAGCUGUACGCACAUUUUAUGGCCCGAAAACUGGAUCGUACGGCUGUUGCUGCCGCCGCCACUGGAAUGCAAGGGUCGGAAAACAGUGACGUUAAGGCCUCUCGGUCAUCUUCUGUAGACGAACAAGAGGACGACGACGCGCAACAAAUUUUGCAAAGGCUGGAUGAGGCGGAUGAAUACGAACUGGACGAAAACAGUCAACAGUCAGCAGAUGAUGUCCAAGCUGAAAAACAACCACAGUCGACCGAAUCUAGCAAGACGCUCGUUAGCAAUUCGAUUGCGGUGGCUGCACGGGCCGCUGCCCAACGAUUAGGUAUCAGCCCUGAGGAAGAGGAGUACGGUAGGGCCGCUGCCCAACGAUUGGGUAUCAGCCCCGAGGAAGAGGAGUACGGUACGUUCCACCCCCUCUCUGUUGCUGAAAACCAGUCGAGUGACCUUAUGAGUAGUGCAUUGCAAAUGUAUACAUGUAUCGCGAUAUCUCGAGUAUCGUAUCGACUGAAAAAUGAGGCGGUCUGGUGCAGCACAUUCAGUUGCCUGAAAACAUCACAAACGAGAGAUUCAGCUUGGUUCCAGCACCAGAAGCUGCGUUGGUUGGGACAUGUGUUACGUAUGCCGAACCAUCGUUUGCCGAAGAGAGUGCUGUUUUCCGUGCGUAACGCAGAGUGGCGUAAACAGAGAGGUGGCCAACCCAUGACCUGGCAGAGGAGUAUGAAGGAGAUCACGAAACGCUUGGGUGCUGUCGGUGCUACUCGCCUUCCAGGAUGGGGACCGCGUGAUCCUCACUGUGCCUGGUUGGAGACACUACAAGAUAUGGCUGCCAACCGAUGUCAGUGGCGUUCUUGUUGUCAGUUUCUGUCCAGAUUGCCUGAACUUUCAAAUAAGUCAUGGUUGUACGGCAGUGAAGCAUUGGUGUUGAGCACUGAUAGGGGUAUGAAAGAAAUCGCGAAACGUUUGGGUGCUGCGGUACUACUCGCCUUCCAGGAUGGGGACCGCAGGAUCAUCGUUGCGCCUGAUUGGAGACGCUGCAAGAUAUGGCUUUCAACCUAUAGAGCUCAUUUCCAACAGUUACACCCGGCUGCUUGUUCUGACUCAAAAGUUGAUGCGAACGCACCCGAAGUACACGUCGAAGCUCCCAGUCUGUUUCAAGGUAGCCUAAAGGGGUACCAGCUACGAGGUCUGACCUGGCUUUUGGGACUUUUUGAUCAAGGCAUCAAUGGGAUUCUUGCCGACGAAAUGGGCCUUGGCAAAACAAUACAAGCAAUUGCGUUUCUCGGGCAUUUGGCUGAGAAAUACAACAUUUGGGGUCCGUUCCUUGUGGUUGCCCCAGCCUCAACUUUACACAAUUGGACACAAGAGUUUGCCAAAUUCCUUCCCUCUUUUCGCCUCGUUCCUUACUGGGGAAGUCCGGCCGAACGGAAAGUGCUUCGACGAUUUUGGUUCUCAGCUCGACCACAGACCGCACCAACUGAUUUUGACGACAGCCCCGCUCCACUCGCCGACGAGGCCGUACGUGCACUUCCGGGAACCCGAGAUGCUGAGAUGCAUGUUGUAAUUACCAGUUACCAAAUCGUCUUGCAAGACGCUAAGUUCAUCAAUAAAACUCCUUGGGCCUACAUUGUAUUGGAUGAGGCUCAUGCCAUCAAGAGUACGGCCAGUCUUCGAUGGCGUAUCCUGCUUUCUUUCAAAUGUCGCAACCGCCUACUCCUGACCGGGACUCCCAUUCAGAACACCAUGCAAGAGCUCUGGGCCUUGUUGCACUUCAUCAUGCCCACUCUAUUCGAUUCACAUGAUGAAUUUGCCAAUUGGUUCUCUCGCGACAUCGAGUCUCAAGUGACCGCGACGAGUGCCGGCGGCAACGGCAGCGGAGGCGCUAGCAGCACCAUGUCUUUGGCCACAUCUCGCUUCACGGAGAAUCAGCUCUCGCGAUUGCAUUUGAUCUUAAAACCCUUCAUGCUCCGACGCACGAAGGCUGAGGUGGAGCAUGAAAUAUCCACCAAGACAGAAAUCACGCUCAACUGUCCACUGAGUCAACGUCAACAACUGCUGUAUGAGCGCCUUCGUAACAAAAUUCGCUUGGAAGAUCUCAGCACAGUGAUUGGUGCGAACGGUUUUGCCGAGAUCGGACCGAAUUCGACGGCACUCGAAGGCGCGGGUUCAUCGUCCACGGCCCAUCUAAUCAAUCUGGUGAUGCAAUUGCGCAAGGUUUGCAACCAUCCGGAUUUGUGGGAACGUCGAGAAUCACGAUUCUCUUGUAUAACUGGCGCCGUUCAGCCAUCCGAAUCGGAGUUCGCCUCGUGUUUCGGUCCACACGAUGCUGGUGCACCGUCCUGGACAUUUCCACGAUUGCUCUACGACGAAGGCCUCAUCCCAAACCUGAGUUGGUCCCUUCCUGGUGGACCUACGUCCAUCUCGUUGCACCCAGACCAGCCACGCUCAGAUCCACUGGAUUUUACGGUGUCUACUAUUUUUCAUCCAGCUUACGUUCACCAAGAUUUGUGGCACCAUGAUGAUUUAGAGCCAGAUCUUGGUCCCGCUGGCAGCGAUAUUCGGCGCACAGGGGGACACCAACGAACCGAAUCACCGGAUAAAUGUUUUUCCUUCAUCAGACUCAUGGAUCUAUCUCCAUCAGAAUUGUCCACUGCCGUCGUGACCCGCGGCCUAUCGUUGUGGUUGGAUUCACGAUGGCGCUCAACUACCGGGGCGAACGCAUUGGGUCAUACGUCGCUACCAACCAGUUUCGACCGCAGCUCCCGCAUUCAUUCAUUCAUCUACGAUCAGAUGGUACCUUACCUGUCCUUGUGGUACCUAAUAUCCUACUCCCACCUAUUUGUGCCUCGAUACAAGCCAUCCGGAUGGGGUUGCUUCUCGUACUUCGCUGCAGAUGAGCCGGACUUUACCGCACCAUCAAUAGCAACCGAUUUCCUAAAACCCAUGUGUAUCCCCAAGGUGGUUCUUCAACCCACGCAUCUUCACGUUCGAGUACCCUGGUUCUGCGAACGUGAAACUCGGCUGUCCUUCCCGCAAAGAGUUCGGCAAUCAGUUUCCAACACAUUCACGGUUCCUGAUUUUUUCAUCUCCUGCCAGAGAAUGUUCCCCCUAACCGUCAAACCCGUACCCGUGGCCACGAGAGUCUCGGAUUCGGGCAAGCUGGUUACCUUGGAUGCACUGUUGAAUCGGUUGAAGCCAGAAGGUCACCGUGUACUAAUCUAUUCUCAGAUGACAAGAAUGAUUGACAUACUGGAGGACUUUAUGAUCUAUCGAAAACAUGCCUAUCUCCGACUGGACGGUUCAUCGCGUCUGUGCGAUCGCCGUGACAUGGUAGCCCAAUGGCAGUCCAGUUCGCGCUGGUUCGUCUUUCUACUAUCAACACGUGCGGGCGGACUGGGGAUAAAUCUGACCGCAGCGGACACCGUGAUUUUCUAUGACUCCGACUGGAAUCCAACGGUUGAUCAGCAAGCUAUGGAUCGAGCGCACCGUCUGGGACAAACAAAACCGGUAACUGUCUAUCGCUUGGUGUGUCAAAACACUAUCGAGGGACGUAUGAUGCAACGAGCCGAGGAGAAACGUGCCAUGCAACAGAUGGUUAUCCACUCAGGUCAGGAUAACGGAGCCAGGAGCUUGCUGCCAGCCAAACAAAGCACUGAUCAGUUAACCUCUUCUGACAUGGUAUCUCUGUUACUGGACGAUGAUGAACUGGUCAAACGACUACAACUUCGUCGACAGCAACAGGCACAACGGUGUCGUCCCGCGCGAAAUCCAGCCGCGGCGCGGAUACUGGUGGGCAGCAUGGCAUCAACGUCGUCCACGACGAGUUUUCCCACAGCUACUGCCGUUGAGUCGGGUGGUGAUCCGGUCGCACAGAACUCCACUCCCUCCUACAUUCAGGAAAGUCAACUGGAACGCAAGCGUUCCGCCGUCAACCUUGAUCAGGGUCCUCAACUAAAGCCUUUGGCUCAAAAGCCCAACCGCAAGGCAGCUGGGUUCGUCUGGGAAUGCAAGCGCAUUGCCAUUUUUUUUACGGAACACGUCGCCAUACAUGUUCCAACCCUCAACAAGAAGGGCCGGGAGACUGUGUUCGUCAGAGCUCAACCCAUGGUCCAACCUGGUAUGAUACUCUGUGAGUGUCGUGCGGACAUCUCCCAGUAUAGCUCAAUGGGCCGCCGCCACACCACGGUAAGGUCCAGUCUCUUCGUGACGGCUCAGUGGUUAGGGUGCCAACUUACUGACCACAAGGUCCGUGGUUCGGACCCAGCCUCUGCAUCUCCACUAAUUCUAUCUAGGCUUAGGCAACUUAGUAGUAUCCGAACCUUUGUGCUUCCUUCGGGUAGCAUGGCAGCUAGCCACCGAAGGGAUGGUGUCAGCAGGCUGAAGGUCCACUAUUGCCUGGAAACAUCACAAACAACAGAUUCAGCUUGGUUUCAGACACAUUGGUUCCAGCUGUUACCGUUUCGAUCACUGGAAAACGGGAGAGUGGGUAUACGGUCAGGUCUUGGAGGCGAUGAAAUGUUCAGUAAAUACACUAAUUUGCAAAUCAAUUUGGUUUUCGCGAGAGACUCAAAUGAAUCUCUCGUUCAUGAUAAUCUACAACUGAAUGUGCUGCACACAGGCCGCCUCAUGAUUCAGUUGGCACGAUAUUCGAGAUAUCGCAGUAUAUCUUCAUGA
Molecule: messenger RNA, 6101 nt
Organism: Opisthorchis viverrini
Lineage: Eukaryota; Metazoa; Platyhelminthes; Trematoda; Opisthorchiida; Opisthorchiidae
Exons: 26
Coding region: 30-6101 (2023 amino acids)
Biological process (GO): DNA repair
Cellular component (GO): Ino80 complex
Molecular function (GO): ATP binding; DNA binding; ATP hydrolysis activity
Source: RefSeq, a predicted model, not a curated record